AUGCCUUCCAUCAUCAAAUCUCUUGGGGCAGUCGUGGCAGGACUGGCGGCUGUCGCCUCGGCGCUACCAGCAUCCACGACGCUGGCCAAGAUCCAGGACGUUGUGAAGCGCCAGAACGCUGCGGCCGCCGCAGCAGGCCUUACCGAUAUUGAUAUUCUGCAAUUCGCCUUGACGUUGGAGUGGCUCGAGGCUUCAUUCUACCAGCAAGGCUUUGCCAAGUUUCCCGCGUCAGACUUCACUGCUCUUGGGCUGUCCGACAAGGAGAUCCAGGACCUGACCGGCAUUGGCGGCACCGAAGAGGCUCAUGUCGUGCUAUUGCAAAGCGCCAUCGCUCAGGCUGGUGUCCAACCGGUGCAGCCCUGCACCUACAACUUCGGCUUCACGGAUGCCGCAGGCAUGGUCGCCACGGCCGCAGUGCUCGAGAACGUCGGUGUGUCGGCUUACCUCGGCGCCGCCGCCCUGGUCUCGGACGGCAGCAUCCUCACCACUGCUGGUAGCAUUCUCACCACCGAGGCCCGCCAUCAGAGCGUCAUCCGCGUUGCUAGCAAGCUUGUUGCCGUCCCGCAGGCCUUUGACACGCCCUUGUCGGCCAAGCAGGUCUUUUCGCUCGCCGCUCCCUUCAUCGCGAGCUGCCCGGAAGGAAGCAACCUUAUCCUUACCGCGUUCCCGACUCUGACUAUGGCCGCUGGCCAGAGCGCCCAGGCUAUCCAGACUGGCGCUACCAUCCAGCUCCAAUCAGACGCCGCGGCCACGGCUACUUUCUGUGCCUUCACGACCGGCGGCCUUAUCGGCGGUACUGCCUUCACGCCUUUCCAGUCCGCGACAGGCUGCGUUGUUCCCCCCAACUUGGCUGGCAUUGUCUACGUCAACCUCGCUAGCGCCGGUCCCUUGACAGGCAAGCUCACCGACGACAUCAUCCUGGCCGGCCCCAUGGUGAUGCAGGUAUCAUAG
Lasiosphaeria miniovina is the source of this 951-nucleotide messenger RNA. RefSeq names its product ferritin-like domain-containing protein. The coding region runs from base 1 to 951 and encodes 316 amino acids. The record is from RefSeq and is a predicted model, not a curated record. Lineage: Eukaryota; Fungi; Ascomycota; Sordariomycetes; Sordariales; Lasiosphaeriaceae. The transcript has 2 exons.